Messenger RNA from Ornithodoros turicata, 2407 nucleotides. It is a transcript of the gene Gint3, whose product is annotated as UBX domain-containing protein 6-like. Gene Ontology annotation, molecular function: protein binding. The coding region runs from base 559 to 1851 and encodes 430 amino acids. NCBI's taxonomy places the organism in Eukaryota, Metazoa, Arthropoda, Arachnida, Ixodida, Argasidae. Gene Ontology annotation, cellular component: cytoplasm. The transcript has 7 exons. The record is from RefSeq and is a predicted model, not a curated record.
CCUAUCUUGAAUAUGUGACUCACUCGUCGCAAACAGUGUAGACGUAGAGAGGCUCUAAUACAGUUUGUUAUAGCUUCCCGAGUCUCGAGAGGGUUUCAAAAUCAGCUUUAAAUGUUCUGGUUUUUUAAAGGCGAUAGUGCUGCCGGAGAACCUAACGAGUCAAUUUUCGCACCGUAUCUGUCUCUGUCCCUGUAUUCGGAAGCUAUCAAAUGGGUUUCGUCUUCAUUGGCUGAUGCUGACGAAUUCCAGCUAAAGAUCCUGAAGGUUCUUCUGGUUGUUCUCGUCGUAAAUAUCGCUCUUAUCACCUGCGCUUGGAACAAGCACGGCCAGCGAAUAUCUGAACGAUACAUGAAAUCUGCAUCCAAUAAAAGCCUAGAAGAAUUCAAAAAGGAAGCCACUCUCCUGAAGCUUCCCAAGGAACACACCCCUCGAAUAUAAGAAAAAUAACAUGCAAAACGAACAAAGCAAUAGUCUUUCCAAUCUUUCCUAAACCUUUGUCGUCACACUGUAGAACUUUUAAAGACUUCCUAAGUUAAUUGCGCAAGAAACGGUGACAAAAUGUCCGCUAUUCGAGACUUCUUCAAGAAACGAAAGGCAGAUUCAAAAUUCAAACAAGCAGGGCCAGGCCACAGACUGUCGGUAGAGGAAGCAGAAGCUCAGCGUCGGCUAGAAACGUCGUCCCGGUAUGUUCCAGCAGCCAGAUCUGGGCCUUCAGAAGGUUCUCAGAGGGCAGGAGCUGCUGCCCUGGCUAGGCUCGAGCAGCAUCAGCACUCUAAAGCGCAGUCAUCACGAGCACUGGCAUCCAUUCGUGCCCAGGCUCGAAAGGAACUGGAAGAAGAGCAGAGAGCAGCUCAGCCGGCUGGGGGGCAACGAGGUCCGACAGAGGUGAAAUUAGACUAUGCUCCUCAACUGGGGGUGACCGGGGUGUACUUCCACUGCCCGAUGGUGGGACCAGAAGUGCUACCUUACGAGGAGGUGGCUGCGAAAAUUCGAGAGUUCCUUUAUCAGCAGCUGAGUGAGGAGCAAGGUCUCACCUCCUGUCUUAUCAUUCACACAUGCAACUCUCCAAGGGAGAAGGUGAAGGUCUGUGUUGACACCCUGGUAAAGUGCCUGUCAAAUGUCCUGGAACACCCCGAUGAAGAAAAGUACCGCCGCCUUCGGCUGAGCAACAAAGUGAUGCAGCAGAAGGUCUUGCCUCUUGAAGGGGCACUUGACUUCCUACAUGCAGCUGGGUUUGUAAAGAUGGUCCUCCCCCAUGAAGAAGGGCAAGAUGAAUUUCUCGUCUUCCCUGAUGAUGGCGAUCUGGCCUUGCUGGACGUGUUGAGGGAUGCCCUCAAGAACGCAGAACCCAUCUUGCCAGUCCUGGAUCGAAACUUGCGGGUGCUGUUGCCUUCGCAGGUUACCACGAACCCACAGUUGCCGGAUGAAUUCUUUAGUCUCUCCCCGGAAGAGAUUCUGCGUGAACACGAAGCAAGGAAGAUGGAAGUAGAGUUAAACACAACAUUGCGUACCAAAGCCAUGCGGCAACGAGAUGAAAUGAGGGAAUUGCGAAUCUACAAGUACACCCUGAUUCGUAUUCGGCUUCCUAAUGGCAUUUUGAUACAGGGAACCUUCAACGUGCAUGAAAAGCUGCAAGCGGUUCGAGAUUUUCUCGCUGAACACCUGGAAGAAUUAUCGGCCCCCUUUGAAUUGCUGUCUGACACCGGGCACAAGCUAACAGACUGGGAGGCGUCUCUGCUGGAUCUUCGGCUUGUGCCUGCCGUUACCCUGACCGCAACGUGGUACGGAGCUGUUUCACCCAAUCACCAGUACUUGCGUCCAGAAGUCCUGGCCCUUGUGCAGUCGACCUGAGAAUCUCUGUCUUGGUCUCUGGAUAUUUGCUGUGCACUUUGCUUCUAGUUCACGAGACUGUGAUACACAAACAUGCCUUUGAAAUGUGAAGUGUGCAACUGAAGUGCUUGGUGUUUUCUUCCCAGCGAAGCAUGCACCUUGAAGUACCCGUGGCUUGUGCAAUCCAAAUAGAGAUGUGUCAAAGCUGUUUGUAUUUUGCCAUAAGGUGUAGGUAGAACACAAGAAGCUCCAUCUCGUCACAUUGUAGACAACUUUGAAGCAGCUGAAGGGUGCCGUACUGCCAUGUAAAUAGGAAUAGAGGGAGUUGUGAAAGGGAAGGAUGUGAAUCGUGGCAACCGAUAUUGAAAGGAGAAACAGAGGUGCUGUGAGCUACAUAAUUGUGAACAGGAUGUAAUUUCAAUGUGGAUUAGCUUCUUGUUGGUCCUGCAUGUUCUAUGUCACAUUUCAUUUUCCUGGCUGAAUUAGUAUACGUAUUUAAACUGUCGACAACAAGCUGUCCCAUUACCUACGUUGAUGCACCUGCUCGUCUGCUUAGAAUUAAAGUAUUUAAACAGUU